Molecule: messenger RNA, 1082 nt
Organism: Pseudomassariella vexata
Lineage: Eukaryota; Fungi; Ascomycota; Sordariomycetes; Amphisphaeriales; Pseudomassariaceae
Exons: 1
Coding region: 330-845 (171 amino acids)
Source: RefSeq, a predicted model, not a curated record
GGCAUGGAUGUUUGCCGCAUGGUUAUACCCACAUGGACAGGUGAGGUUUGCCAUUGUUAUACAUAAGAAACCGGGUUCGUCCCUACCCAGACACUAUUCUUUCUCUAUCACUCCAACGCUCACUCUGCUCGAUUUCUUGUUGACACUCGCUAUCCUUCAAGAAAUCCAAUAAUCGCUAUAUACACUCACUCGUUCAUCGUCGAUUCACCGAGCGUAUAAUUAUCUAAUACCACUGUCCUCAACCACUGCCAACGAACUCAAAGCGAGUAUUAUCCAUCACUCUCACUCUCAAACAACUCCCAAAAUCUGUGGUCCUUCCAAAUCUCAAAAUGAAAUACACCACAUCCCCCACCACGGCUCUUAUCGCCUACCUCACCCUCGCCCUCCACCUCCAAACCUCCACGGCCUUGCCCCUUGAGACCAACCAACGCUCUCCCAUAUGCGGCGCUGCCCCCACCGCACCAACAGGGACCCGCGUCCCGCUCACUACCCCGUCCGCGACUACCGCCGCCGACUGCUCAGACUUAUGUCUCCUCAACCCCUCCUGCCGCAGCUUCGCCUUCGGCCUGCCCCCCGAUGCCGCCAAUCCCAUUUGCGAACUCUACGGCGUCUUUGGUGCCGACGUCCCCUGGCAGGCGGCCAACUUGGUCGUGUAUGAUCGCGUUUGCGAGGAGAUUCCGUCCACGGAGCCUACGCCGGCCAACCCGCAUGGCCUGACGCUGUUCAGUGGAGACGAGCUGGAUGGGUACCCUGGGCCGGAAGGGCAGGGUGAUGACAGUGUAGCUAGUGAGCUGCGCAGACGGGAGCGUGGUGAGGCUAGUGAGACGGAGUAUCCGAGGCAGUGAAGAGACUGAUCGGGCACUCGUUUCGAGAUUGGCAUGAGGAGGAGACAAGAUUUGUAUUCCCAUGAGAUAUUAUCAUGAUUAAUUUGCAUGCAUGAGCGGCACGGCGUUUUGUUUUGGGAUAUCCCGUGGUCAAAAGCAUUAGGAUCGGGGAGUUUGUGGAUAUGAGGGAUGGACAAUGCACAACGGAGGACUAUACUACAUUGCACUACCAACUAUGUCAGUGAUAGUAUUAUAUAC